GGAAACUUGCCGUAUUUUUCUCAAAAGGGAACAAACAUGUCUGAGGGGUCAUGUGGCUUCUUUUUUAGGUUUCAAGAACUCAAAGUUUAGCUACUUUCAACACAUAGUUUACUUUUCAGCUUCUUUUCUUCUUUAUUUGGGAGAUCUGAUAUUAUUAUUUCCUCCUUAAUUCUCUUUCUAACAACAAACUGCAGCAUUGAAUGUGAUUUUCGCUGGAUCUUUCUUUGUUAAGUCAAUUUGCUAAAUAUUGCUGCUAUGCAUUUGAUGAGGCAUACAACUCUUUACUAGCUCUUGCUUUUCGUGUUCGUUCUCUCAAUUCCAUGUUUUGUUUGAUCUAGGAGAUGGCUUAUGUUGCUGUGAUUUCUCUGGUAGGAACUUUGAAGCAACUGGUGCAGCUAAAGCCACAUUGGAUAAGUGAUGAUACAAGAAAAAUGGUGGACUCUCUCCUUGAAAGUCUUGAAUAUUUCCGAGACUUCCUUGAGAACAAAGGCCAGAGAUGGCGGGACUACUGUGCUAAGGUUAAAGAGUUGGAGAGAGAGAUCAGAAGUGCAGUCAGUGAAGCAGAGGAUGUGAUAGAGCUAGAGAUAUAUAAAAUAAAAGAAGUGGAAAAAGGAAAAGCAAGAGAGGCAUUAUGUGAAGUUGUCUCCUCUUGUCGAAAAGAUUGAUGUUAUGAAGAGGGACGUGAUGAGAGAUAGUUUUGUUACAAAUGAGGAUCUGCAAACUGGUGAUUUGCUGUUGCCUGGUCAUUCAUCCAGACAUGUUGCAAAACUGAAUCCAGAAACUGUUGUGGUGGGUCUCGAAGAUGACCUCAUGGGAAUCAUUAGAAGACUAAAAGGGUCGAUGUCUAGUCGAGAGGUUAUCCCCAUUCUGGGAAUGGGGGCAUAGGCAAAACAACUCUUGCAAAAAUGGCAUAUGAUGAUCCUGAAAUCAGGGAUCACUUUGACAUGCAUAUUUGGGUGACUCUAUCUCAAGAAUACCACACUAGAGAUUUGUUGUUAGGCGUUCUUUCGUGUGUUUCAAACGAUCAGAUCAAACAAGAGACGAUGAUGAUGAUGAUAAAUUGAUGGAUAGGAUAUUCAAAAAGUUAAAGGGUCGAAGGUAUCUUGUUGUCAUGGACGAUAUUUGGAGUAAUGACGUCUGGGAUCUUAUGUCAAGAACUUUUCCAGACGAUGAUAAUGGUAGUCGAAUUGUUUUGACAAGUAGGCUCAGAGGUGUGGCGAUGCAUGCUGACCCUGAUAGCCCGCCUCAUGAGGUAAGCCUCUUGAAUGCAGAUGACAGUUGGAAGUUACUUAGUGAAAAGGUGUUUGGGGCACAACAAGUUUGUCCUGAUGAAUUAGAGGAUAUAGGGAAGCAAGUAGCACAGAGAUGCCAAGGACUACCAUUAGCUCUUCUAGUUGUUGCGGGGCAUCUUUUUAAAAUUGGAAGGACACUAGAAAGUUGGAAAGAUGUUGCCAAAAGUGUCAGUAAAGUUGUUGUUAAUGAAUCAGAUAGUUGUCUAGGAGUGCUUGCUAUGAGUUAUAAUUACUUACCUAAUCAUCUUAAACCAUGUUUUCUCUACAUGGGAGUCUUUCCAGAAGAUAGUGAUGUUAACAUAGAGAGUUUGAUCAACUUAUGGGUUUCUGAGGGUUUCCUAUGGGAAGAAUUAGUGGGAAGAGAUUGUUUGGAGGAUCUUGUUAGCAGGAAUCUGAUAAUGGUUAGAAACCGGAGAUUUAAUGGCGAGUGGAAAACGUGUGGUGUCCAUGAUCUUGUUCGCGACUUAAUAUUAAGAGAAGCUGAGAAAGAGAAGUUCUUGCAGGUUACUAAAGAUCCUUCAGCAAAGAUGAUUCAUGUUCGUCGCUACAGCUUCCAUUCAAGCAUUUAUCAGGAUGAUUGCUUGGAGUCUUCAUCAAGUGAUCAUCUCACUCGCACUUUGCACUUCUUCUGUUCAUUAGGUUCUGAACAAGUCCCUCUUAUGGCGUGCUUCAAAUUGCUAAGAGUGUUAGCAGUCGUUCAAUAUGGUUUUGAAGAGUUCCCACUGGUGAUAACAAAAUUAUUACAUCUGAGGUACCUUCAAUUAGGCUAUUGUGAUGAUCCUCACUGUUCUUUGUCAGAGCUUUAUAAUCUGCAGAUCUUCAUUGUUCGAAGCCUAGGUCAUAAUCCUCCAACUAUACAUAAGACUAUUUGGCGAAUGAAACAUUUAAGGCAUCUUCAGGUGAGUCAUUCAAUUUUUCUCCCCAAAAUUCCAUCAAAGCUGCAGAAUUUGGAGGGACUUUCCUGUCUAAGCAUGUCUAGCUGUACUUUUGAGUUGUUUUCUGCUAUUCCAAAUCUUAAGACGCUUACACUUCAUGGACGUCAGAAGGAUUGCCAAGGUGAGAAGAUGUCUGAGCACCUAAAUAACCUUUCCUGUUUAAAAAGACUCGAACAACUGAAGAUAACCUUUACUUGUUCCCAAUCCCAUGCAAGUAUAAUUUGCCAGCAUCUCUGAAGAGGUUGACUUUAAGCUAUACUUUCUUGCCUUGGGAAGACAUGGCAAAUAUUGUGAAGCUGCCAAAACUGGAAGUGCUAAAAAUUAAAAACUAUGGAUUCUAUGGUGAUGUAUGGAGAUUAAAUGAUCGAGAAAUUUUCAAUCAACUUAAGUUCCUCCUAAUUAGGACAAUGAUCUGAUGCAGUGGAAAGCUGGCAGUGUUAACUUCCCAAUGCUGCAACGCCUAGUUCUGAGAACAUGCAUAUACCUGCAGGAAAUCCCUAAAGACUUUGGGGAAAUUUAUACCUUGGAGUCGAUUGAGCUGUAUAAUUACAGAAGAUCUGCAGCAAAUUCCGUGAAUGAAAUUCAAGAACAAGAAAGCAUGGGGAAUGACUGCCUUGAUGUCCUCAUCGAUGAUUGUAGUAGAGGAGCUGAUCAUGCAAGUUAAUGGAAUGCGGUGUGCAUGUGAUGACUCUCAAGCAAUGAGACCACUUGCAACAUGUUCAACUUUAGUUUCUUUUCUAUUUCUUACGAUGCUAGACGGCCCAUGGCCCGUGUCAGUGCGAUCCACGGACAUUUCCUGAACAUUGUCGUACAAAAAAUCUAAUACUGAGAAAGAUUAUUUUGAG
Messenger RNA from Capsicum annuum, 3072 nucleotides. RefSeq names its product putative late blight resistance protein homolog R1B-8. The transcript has 2 exons. Gene Ontology annotation, molecular function: ADP binding. The coding region runs from base 1064 to 2464 and encodes 466 amino acids. NCBI's taxonomy places the organism in Eukaryota, Viridiplantae, Streptophyta, Magnoliopsida, Solanales, Solanaceae. Gene Ontology annotation, biological process: defense response to other organism. The record is from RefSeq and is a predicted model, not a curated record.